This is a messenger RNA of Mytilinidion resinicola, 1349 nucleotides long. RefSeq lists its product as uncharacterized. The record is from RefSeq and is a predicted model, not a curated record. The annotation marks the transcript as partial. Lineage: Eukaryota; Fungi; Ascomycota; Dothideomycetes; Mytilinidiales; Mytilinidiaceae. The transcript has a single exon.
AUCCCAGAAAAUGAUAUUGCUCACGAAAACUAUACUUCACAAACCAAGAUUAGAGCCCCUUCGCCGCAUCUUAAUACCUUGAAGUCGCUGCGUCGCAUUGCUACCAACUCCGCCGUUCUUCGUUUUUGGCGGGUCAGCCAGAUUCUCGAAAACCUCCGACAUCACCGCUUUGCCCCACGAUGGAGGGGCACCACAAACCUCCCCCUUUCUCCGUUUCCAACGGCCAGCCAUCCUCGCCGCCGGCCACGCCGGGCUCCCGCUCGCAUUCACGCUUCCCAUCGACGGCCACCCAUACUUCGCCGAUUUACAAGCGAAUGGGUCUGUCUGUGCUUGCCCAGUCACCUCCGCUGGAAUUCAUAGAACCCAUCGGACACGGACCACAGUUCCAUUUUACGCGGCCCCAGUCGAGGAAUAUAUCGUCGCACCCCUCCAGCGCCUCUGGUCGCGCAUGUGCUACUAGCGCUCAAGAGUCGGAUGACGAUGAUGACUCGGACGCAGCUGAGUCCGGAAAGGAAGAGCAAAACCCCCCUCGCAAGGUCGAACAUGCAGACUUCGUACUAGAAGAGCUAGAGGAGAGCGAUCCGGGAUAUGAUAGUGAAACUGAGGUAGUGCGGCCGGACCAGUUCGAAGAUGCCAAAAGUGAGCAAGGAUUGGGCGAACGUCUGGACACCGACACAGGGAUAGUCAGCGGCUUCUCGAAGCUGAAGUGCGAAGGGGAUUCAAACGACGAAGAGGAACAGAGACGCAGCUACAGAAAGAAAAAAAAGCGUUGGAGCGCCGGAAUCUUCAAGCGCAGUCACAGUCAGAGUGUCGGGAGCGACUCGGAUAUCGAGGACAACGAGGCUCUUGACGCCCAUGAUGUUGGCUCCAGCGCCCGCCGGCUGCGCCGCAGGGUCCGUGGACCUAUUGAUAACCGGUCGUCUUUGAUCUUCGAGGAUAUUCCCAACAUGAACAUUCUCGAGGUUGAAGAGCCAGAAGAGGGUGGCAUUCCCAAAGGGCCACCAUCAAUCCCGUCAGAUGACGGAUUCACUCUCGACGAACUUCCGUUUUGGGUCUUGGAAGAUCCCAUGGAUGUCGAUUUGGAAUCUUCCUAGGGCUGUGGCUUGCUUUUGUUGCUGGCGCCAUGACCCUUCCCUAUUUACGCCACGGUAACGCCAGCAUCCGACAACCUGCAUAUACCUUGAAGCGUUUGCAUUUCUUGGGCUUGGCUUUUUUGCAUUUCUCAGCGAGUCGUCAGCGCCUGGAUUUCUGUUCUUUAUCAUCGGGCGUAUUUUCUUCUUAGAUACUAUUGACGCUACCGUCUCGGGAGCGCGUAAUCCGAAAUCAAACUUCCUAUUUAUAGUGCUGAC